AAAGAUUUUACACAGAAAUUACCUGUCGAAUUAUGUACAUAUAUCGUAUCCUUACUUGAUUUUGACACAUUACUCGCUAUUCCUAAAGUGAGCAGAACAUGGGCCAGGCUUUUCUAUAUUGACGAAGUAUGGAAAUACAAAACAAUGGAGAAACAAUGGAGGCUGAAGAUUCCUCAAGAUAUUCUAUACUUGACUGAAGAAGAACAGACGUGGUAUUAUUGGUAUAAGCAACGACAUCAAUUAGAGACACGGUGGAGGUUAGGAAAAGUGGCUUCUCACUACCUACUAGGACACCUGGAUAGCGUCUAUUGUCUACAAUUUGACGACUAUAAAAUCAUUACAGGGAGUCGAGACCGAACCAUUAAGAUCUGGGACAUACAACAGUACCAGUGUAUUCAUACUUUGGAAGGCCAUCAAGGAAGUGUUCUUUGUCUACAAUAUGACGAUGAAAUCAUUGUAUCUGGAUCUUCAGACCAUACAGUCAUUGUAUGGGAUAUGCGAACAAAACGUGUCCGAGGCCGACUUCAUGGCCAUACUGCUGGUGUGUCAGAUGUAUCCUUUGAUAGCAGAUAUAUCAUCAGCUCUUCCAAAGAUGGUACCAUCCGAAUUUGGAGCAGGAAAACGUUUCAACCUAUACGGAUGAUUAUGGGACACGAAGGACCCGUGAAUGCUAUACAAUUAAAAGAGGACUUUCUUGUUUCCGCAUCUAGCGACGCAUUAAUCAAAUUAUGGCAAAUCUCAACAGGCAAUCUGAUUCGAGAAUUUGCUGGCCAUAAGCAUGGCUUAGCUUGUGUUCAGUUUGAUGGUAAAAGAAUUGUCAGUGGUUCAAACGACCAUACUAUCCGAGUGUGGGAUGCAGAGACAGGAUUAUGCAUUGGUAUAUUAGAAGGUCAUACGGGUCUC
Mycotypha africana is the source of this 903-nucleotide messenger RNA. Its product is annotated as WD40-repeat-containing domain protein. The annotation marks the transcript as partial. Lineage: Eukaryota; Fungi; Mucoromycota; Mucoromycetes; Mucorales; Mycotyphaceae. Gene Ontology annotation, molecular function: protein binding. The transcript is spliced from 3 exons. The record is from RefSeq and is a predicted model, not a curated record.